Molecule: messenger RNA, 649 nt
Organism: Pelecanus crispus (Dalmatian pelican)
Lineage: Eukaryota; Metazoa; Chordata; Aves; Pelecaniformes; Pelecanidae
Source: RefSeq, a predicted model, not a curated record
CAGGAAGACCACGAAAGUUGUGGUUCCAGUUCAACAAAUCGCAGUACCACAGAAAGCAUGAAAUCGGCAGUAAAACCACGGCGAGUUCAGCAAUCUGCUUCUCCUGACCCUGAUUUACCUCCAGGUUAUGUUCAGAGUUUGAUUAGGCGUGUUGUAAACAAUGUUAACAUUGUGAUCAACAAUCUCAUAUUAAAAUAUGUGGAGGAUGAUAUUGUUCUCUCAGUCAAUAUAACUUCUGCAGAAUGCUAUACAGUGGAUGAGUUUUGGGAUCGAGCAUUUAUGGACAUCUCUGCCACCGAUCUGGUACUGAGAAAGAUGAUCAACUUUUCUGACUGCACAGUAUGUCUUGAUAAGAGAAAUGCUAGUGGUAAAAUUGAGUUUUACCAGGAACCUCUGCUGUACAAAUGUUCCUUCAGGACUCGUCUGCAUUUUACUUAUGAUAACCUCAACUCCAAAAUGCCAUCUAUUAUUAAAAUUCACACCUUAGUUGAAAGUUUGAAACUUUCAAUCUCUGAUCAGCAGCUUCCUAUGUUUAUACGUAUAAUGCAACUUGGGAUUGCUCUUUAUUAUGGAGAAAUAGGCAACUUGAAAGACGGGGAAAGUGAAGAUUUGAUUUGCCACACUAAAGAUAUGUUGGGAAAUAUCACAG